AUGUCGAGCCAGAGGGGGGGAGAGGGCGAGAUCGGACCAUCAAGGACGGAAGUUCGACAGAAAAGUGAACUUUCAGCUAGUGGGACGCAUCUUCAGCACACCUAUCGCCUCGUUGUAUACCGCUUUGUGACUUGUCGCGUUGAAUCGGCAAUAGCAAUCUCCAUUUUGAUUUCUUUUAAACAGAUACAAACGAUGAGCACUGAUCCAAAUAUCAUGAAUGACAAUGGCGCGUUGACAAAGGAACUUAACGCGCUUGUUGAAAGCACAAACUUUGAUGACAAGAUUUGCCUUGAGGACUUUACACUCAUUCGUGUGAUCGGCAAAGGAUCGUUUGGGAAAGUCACACUUGUGCGCAAGAAGAAUAACAGUAAAGUCUUUGCCAUGAAAAUACUGACCAAGUCCCACUUACUUAAGCGUAAACAGGUGGAACAUACGAAGACUGAACGUCGUGUGCUUAGUGUAGCUAGUCAUCCCUUUAUUGUUGGAUUGCACUAUGCUUUCCAAACCCAAGCAAAGCUCUACUUUGUACUGGACUAUUGUCCUGGUGGAGAGCUCUUUUUUCAUCUCUCACGUAUGGGCAAGUUUGACGAAGAAAUGGCGCGCUUUUAUGCCGCCGAACUUGUGGUUGCACUUGAGCAUUUACACUCACUGGGUGUUGUGUACCGUGAUCUUAAACCGGAGAACAUUUUACUUGAUGAAAUGGGGCACAUUAAGCUCGCAGACUUUGGUUUGGCCAAGGACGAAGUCACUGAGAUCGACAGUGGGGCUACAUCACUAUGUGGUACACCCGAGUACCUGGCACCGGAAGUGCUAGCACGCAAGGGACAUGGAACGGCUGUAGACUGGUGGGGACUUGGUAUGGUAUUGUAUGAGAUGCUUACAGGUCUUCCUCCAUGGUACACACGUAAUCGACAAGAACUCUUUGCACGCAUUCGUGAGGCACCACUUGAAAUACCAAAUUACUUAAGUCGUGAUGCGGCUUCACUUAUCCAGUCGUUGCUCCAUCGCGAGCCUGAUAAACGUUUGGGUAGUCGUGGCGCAAGUGACGUUAAAGUCCACCGAUUCUUUCGUUCUGUGGACUGGGAUGGUCUUUUAUGGGCUGAACCGCCUUUCAAACCAUCUGACCCACAGUCUAAAGAAGAAGGAGAUACGUCGAAUUUCGACAAAGAGUUUACAGAGCUGCCCGUGAGCGGCACUCCAUUAAGUAAAUCGUCGGGUGGUUCUGGUCUACCAAAAAGCAUGUUUACAGGCUUCACCUACGAGGCACCAACGCUAUCAUACGGUUCAAACACAUCUCAAUCAAAGGUUGAUGUGUCUUCAACUCCAUAUAUUUAG
Messenger RNA from Plasmopara halstedii, 1335 nucleotides. RefSeq names its product agc protein kinase. Gene Ontology annotation, biological process: protein phosphorylation. Gene Ontology annotation, molecular function: ATP binding; protein serine/threonine kinase activity. The record is from RefSeq and is a predicted model, not a curated record. Lineage: Eukaryota; Oomycota; Peronosporomycetes; Peronosporales; Peronosporaceae. The transcript is spliced from 3 exons. Bases 1 to 1335 code for a protein of 444 amino acids.